Epinephelus lanceolatus (giant grouper) is the source of this 3018-nucleotide messenger RNA. RefSeq names its product methionyl aminopeptidase type 1D (mitochondrial) (gene metap1d). Lineage: Eukaryota; Metazoa; Chordata; Actinopteri; Perciformes; Serranidae. The record is from RefSeq and is a predicted model, not a curated record. Gene Ontology annotation, molecular function: metalloaminopeptidase activity. Gene Ontology annotation, biological process: proteolysis.
CGUGACUUCGCACCACGUGACCAGCAAUAAAAAUCCAUGGCGGCGCACUGCUCAGUAGGACUCGCCGCAAGAUCAGGUCUGGGUGGUUUCCUGCGGAGAGCUUGUUGUUUACGAAGCUGUGGUCCCCCCACAGCCCUGCUGUGUCAGCAACAUCGGCACUUCUUCUGGAGGAAGUGGAGUCAUUCUCACAAUGUAGUUCGCCCAGCUUCUGUUAGGCCUGCCUAUGCAGUUCCCAAGCACAUUGUGCGGCCUGACUAUGUUGGCACUGGCCAGGUCCCAGAAUGGCCCAACUACAUCGAGAUCAAAGACCAAGAGCAGAUUGAAGGCCUUACCAGAGCAUGUCAGCUAGCCAGACAUGUACUGCUACUAGCUGGACGCAGCCUGAGGGUUGGUAUGACAACAGAUGAAAUAGACUUCAUCGUUCACCAGGAGACAAUCAAGCACAACGCCUACCCAUCCCCUCUCAGAUACGGGGGUUUCCCAAAGUCUGUGUGUACAUCUGUGAACAAUGUGGUCUGCCAUGGUAUACCUGACAGUCGGCAACUUCAAGACGGAGACAUCAUCAACGUUGAUGUCACUGUGUAUUUGGAUGGUUACCAUGGUGACACCUCAGAAACCUUCUUGAUUGGUGAGGUGGAUGAGGUUGGGCGGCGACUGGUGGAAACUGCCAGGCGCUGCCGAGAUGAGGCCAUCGCUGCCUGCAAGCCGGGUGCACAGCUCUGUGUCAUAGGAAACACUAUUAGUGAAAUCGCCCACGCCAAUGGCUUCCAUGUGUGUCCGUAUUUCAUUGGACAUGGAAUAGGCUCCCACUUUCACUGCCACCCUGAGAUCUGGCACCACGCUAAUGACAAUGACAUGACCAUGGAUGAAGGGAUGUCUUUCACAAUAGAGCCCAUAGUGAUGGAGGGGACUACAGAGUUUAGAAUCCUGAAGGACAAGUGGACCGCAGUGUCUGCAGACGAUAAAAGGUCGGCUCAGUUCGAACACACCGUGGUCAUCACAUCUGACGGAGUGGAUAUUCUCACCAAACUGCCAGAGGAGAGCAAUCAGUGACCUGAAGGAAUCUUAACUGCUGAUCCUGACAUCGACUGUUAGAGAUCUAUUUACCUCAGACAGGAUCUAAACUACCUUUUGUGUUCACAAAACACUGUUACAGAAACUUGAAUGGUGAUUCACCGAGACAUAUUUUAAAUGGGCAUGUUGUCUUCCUGUAAAGUGUAUAAAAAGAAUUAAGUUAAUUGUAAGUAGGGAUUACACACAUACAGUAUCUGUAUAUUCAGUUUGACUAUGGUGUUUUUUCACCCUUGAUUGGAGCAUAUACAGAGAAAAAUGGCGGUUGGUGCAUCUCAUGGCAGAAGUGGAGCUCUGUGCAUAUCAUGAGUGGUUAUAAUGACAGGAUAAGAGAUCCUUGUCUUCUCCAAAUUAUAGUGUAUUCUUUUUGAGCCAACAUGUCAUGUAACAGUUAAAUCGGAGCAACAUUAGUAAGGCCUCGGCCAGGAUUUGAGAAAUACUGAGGUCAUGAGUCCAAAUUCCCUGGCACAACCCAAUCUACAUAAGACACUAAAGACUUGCCAUCAACCACACUGUAAAAAGUUCUCAUUGUUUCACCUGUUACGUAUUCAUUUAACUGUUUAAUCAUAUUCUCUGUAUUAGUUAUCUCACAUCAUCCAAGUCAGUGGUUCCCAGCCUCUUUACACAAGGGACCCCUUUUUUUUUUAUCAUUGAGUAAACUGUUGACCCCUGACUAAGUGACAUGUUUUAUGGGUAUUAUCACUGCAUAACAAUAACAGUACAGAACAACUGAUUAACAGUGCAGUAGAGCUUUUUCACAGCAAACAUUUUGACAUGUCAUACUAGAAAGAGUACAGGUGUAUUUAAUAACAUUAACGAUAGCUGCAUUCCAAUUAAGGGAGGCCCUGGUAUUGCCCAUGCUGGCUCACUGGAAUAGUUUGUUGGCACACUUCAUGGGACUAUGCCAUUGUUAAUAUUAUUUUCACCUGUGCUUUUCCUGCUAUGACAAGUCUAAAUGUCUGUUGUGAGAAAGGUCCAUUAAACCAAAUAAUGAACUCAGUAACUCCAGGUGGUUUGUGUAAAAUGAUCAUUUUGGAGUAUUCCUAUUAUAAUAUUGCAUCAGCGAUGAGUUUUCCUGGUACUUUUAGGAAGUUGUACAAUUCUCUAUCAGAGCAUAGAAGCAAAUAAACCAUAAUGAAAAAAAGCAAUAAACUGAGGUAAAUAAAAAUAACAGUAUUAACAUGACAUGUAAGUAAACUUGUCAGAGUCCAACCAUACAACUGAUAAAUGUCCACUCACAAUCCAUAAAACAUGAGUGUCAGAAUAGUAUCCAUAUAAAUAUUUCUUCCGGCUGCACCAUCGCCACAUCCACCCUCCUGCACUCAUAACAAUCCCAACAAGAGCUGUACGCACUACUGACAACAUGACUGUAUGUUUAAAACUACACAUAACAUUUUGUAACAAAUAUACCAAUAUACGCACAACAUGUAUAUCAUGAGUCUGGUAUCUCCUGUUUAUUAUUAUAUUUUUAUACCUCAUUUAUUAAGCUAUAGGAUUUGUUUUGGGGUUUUUUUUGUUUGUUUUUUCAAAAACCCUACUUCCUUUAUAGGCUUCUUUAUCCCCAAAUUCAGAGGUCGUUAAACAGCAAUUGAAGACUGUGAAUAUAUCUUGUCUUCAGGUCUUUGCUGUGCCCUUAUUCUGUGAGUUUAUAUCUUAAAUAAUAAUCUCAACUGUGAAAAGUUUUAGUUUUCUUCACAGACAUGAAUGAAACACGCACAAAAAGUGGCGACUCCCUCAUAAUUCAUAUAUAAUUCAAAACCAAAAUUUUAGUAAUACAAGUUGAUUGUAUUGCCUGUCUUUGCAGUGCAGCAGUUUUGUGUGACAUGAAUUAAAAGCCUGUCUCAUAUAGAUGCUUGUCACAGAUAUAAGAUGGUUUAUUUCAGUGAUUUGAACAAAUAAUAGCCUGGUCUAUUAAUUGUAAGUUUACAGUAUUAAAGAACAAAAAUU